This is a messenger RNA of Capsella rubella, 841 nucleotides long. RefSeq names its product ATP synthase subunit d, mitochondrial. Lineage: Eukaryota; Viridiplantae; Streptophyta; Magnoliopsida; Brassicales; Brassicaceae. The coding region runs from base 84 to 590 and encodes 168 amino acids. The record is from RefSeq and is a predicted model, not a curated record. Gene Ontology annotation, biological process: proton motive force-driven ATP synthesis. The transcript is spliced from 5 exons. Gene Ontology annotation, molecular function: proton transmembrane transporter activity.
AUCUUCUUCCUCCUUUUCUUCUUCUUCUUUCGCAUUCGACAGUGUGUAUUUUGGGGGUGAAAUUGUGAGCAAAGAGCGAGAAAAUGAGCGGAGCCGGUAAGAAAAUCGCGGAUGUGGCUUUCAAAGCUUCACGGACGAUCGAUUGGGAUGGUAUGGCUAAGGUCCUUGUCACCGAUGAGGCUCGUAGAGAGUUCUCUAACCUCCGUCGUGCUUUCGAUGAGGUUAACACGCAGCUCCAGACCAAGUUCAGUCAGGAACCUGAACCCAUAGAUUGGGAUUUCUACAGAAAGGGUAUUGGGGCAGGCAUUGUGGACAUGUACAAGGAAGCUUAUGACAGCGUUGAGAUUCCCAAGUUCGUUGAUACUGUCACUCCUGAAUACAAGCCAAAGUUUGAUGCUUUGUUGGUGGAACUGAAAGAAGCAGAACAAAAAUCGCUGAAGGAGUCUGAACGAUUGGAGAAAGAAAUUGCUGAUGUCCAAGAGAUUAGCAAAAAGCUCAGCACCAUGACUGCAGACGAGUACUUUGAGAAGCACCCAGAACUCAAAAAGAAGUUUGAUGACGAAAUCCGUAAUGACUACUGGGGAUACUGAUCAUGUUUCUUCUGUAUCUCCGGCCUGGAAAAAACCACUCUCUUUUCUUUCUCUCUCUUCUCUUACUGUGAUUUUGUGAGCCAAUCAUAACAAUAAUAAGGACACCACCAUUCACUUAAGCAGUGUUGAGAUCUUUCAUUGGAGAUCCAGUGAUGAUAAACCGAUUUGGUUUUUAGUUAUCAAUUUCAUAUAUUGUUUUGUUUUCAUUCUACAGUAAAUAAUAAGAGUGAAAAGAUGUCCUCAGUUUUAUC